ACCCUGGCUCCUGCCCAGCUCAGAACUCCACUAGAGGCCUCUGCAGCCAUCCCCACUGUGAGUCUGGUUGAUCUAAAGCAGGUUCCAGGAUGUCCCAGCAACACACUCUGCCAGUGACCCUGCCCCCUGCCCUCAGUCAGGAGCCCCUCAAGCCUGUUUCUCCACCCAUCGAUACCCAGCAGGAGCAAGUUAAACAGCCAACUUCACUACCAACCCUGUGCCAGAAGAUGCCUUCCAGGCUCCCAGGGGACGUCCCCCUGGAGCAUGAAAGGAAACACACAACUCUUCUGAAGGGGGUGCCUGAGCAACAAUGUGAGCCACAGCAGCAGGAACAGCAUCUGGAACAGCAGGAACAGCAGCAGCAACAAGAACCACAGGAACAAGAAGUGUGCCUGGGACAGCAGGAACAGCAACAGCAACAAGAACCACAGGAACAAGAAGUGUGCCUGGAACAGCAUCUGGAACAGCAGGAACAGCAGCAGCAACAAGAAUCACAGGGACAAGAAGUGUGCCUGGAACAGCAUCUGGAACAGCAGGAACAGCAGCAAGAGUCACAGAAGCAAGAACUUCACCUGGAACAGCAUCUGGAACAGCAGCAGCAGCAGGAGUCACAGAAGCAAGAACUGCACUUGGAAGAGCAUCUGGAGCAGCAACAGCAGGAGCUACAGGAGCAGGAAAAGCAUUUGGAACAGCAGCAGCAGCAGCAGCAAGAGUCACAGGAGCAGGAACUUCACCUGGAACAGCAUCUGGAACAGCAGCAGCAGCAGCAGGAGUCACAGAAGCAAGAACUGCACUUGGAAGAGCAUCUGGAACAGCAGCAGCAGGAGCUACAGGAGCAGGAAAAGCAUCUGGAACAGCAGCAACAGCAACAGUCACAGGAGCAGGAACUUCACCUGGAACAGCAUCUGGAACAGCAGCAGCAGCAAGAGCAGGAACUACACUUAGGACAGCAUCUGGAACAGCAGAAGGAGGAGCUACAGGAGCAGAAAAUACUGCAGCAGCAGCAAAAGGAACAGUGUGAGGAACAUCAGGAAGCAAAAAAUCUGGAGCAUCAGCUGGAGCAUGUAGAGCUGGAACAGGAAAAGAAGCUCUUGGACCAGCACCUGCAUCAAGAGCUAGCAAAGGGAAAUGAGCAACUGGAAAAGAAAAAAGAGCAGCUCCUGGAACAGCAGGAGCAGCGGCCAGAACUGGCAGAGCAGCAGGAGGGGCAGGUGGGGCAGCCUGCUUUUGUCCCCACUUCUGGCCAGGUCCAAGAGACCCAGCCAGUUCAGCCACUGAAGGGAGAAGUCUGAGCCCUCACAGAGCAGCAACAACAGAAGCAGGGGGUGCAUGGCCCCCCAAAACAUAAGUAGGCAUGCACAGUAUCCCAGAGGCUCUCAGGAUAUCCCACACAAGUGAAGAGAGAGCCAGUGGCCUCGCUAAUCUCAGGUCCCCAGCCUGGGUGGCCUGCCACAUCUGUGAACCUGUCUGACCUGUCCUCCUAUUUCUUUGAUGGGGCUAGGGGAAGGGGAAGUUAUUGUCCAGAACCCAGCCCUAAUGAGCUCAGUCCCAACCUCAUGUGGCCAGAACCUCUGCUUGAGGAGACAGUUACUACACUAACUCUGACUUCAUCCCCAGUAUUAUAGUUGAAUCUCUAAGUGUGUACAAUAAUACGGAAUAAAUCCUGGAAGUCCUGGGAUCCUG
Ailuropoda melanoleuca (giant panda) is the source of this 1683-nucleotide messenger RNA. RefSeq names its product involucrin (gene IVL). The record is from RefSeq and is a predicted model, not a curated record. The coding region runs from base 90 to 1292 and encodes 400 amino acids. The transcript is spliced from 2 exons. Lineage: Eukaryota; Metazoa; Chordata; Mammalia; Carnivora; Ursidae.